Rhizophagus irregularis DAOM 181602=DAOM 197198 is the source of this 814-nucleotide messenger RNA. The record is from RefSeq and is a predicted model, not a curated record. Lineage: Eukaryota; Fungi; Glomeromycota; Glomeromycetes; Glomerales; Glomeraceae.
CUUUUUUAUUAUCCAUUCUAUAAAGUUGUUUAAAUUUAUCUAUUGAACUAUGAGUUAUAGAAUAUGUAAGGAGUGUGGAAAAGAAAAUACUGAAGUUGAUUGGUGUAAAGAAUGUAAUGCAAAACAUUUUCAGCAAAAUUUUAAAAAUUGGACUAGUGGUAAUAACGAUAUUGACAAAUUUAUUCAAGACACUCAACUAUCAGCAACUGAUUAUGAGAAAGUUUUAGAGUGGAUACCUUACAAUAAAUUAUAUGAUAUUGAAUAUAUUGCAAAAGGCGGUUUUGGAAAAGUGUAUAGAGCAAAAUGGAUUGAUGGAUAUAUUGAAAGUUGGGAUAAUAUAAAUAAAAAUUGGAAACGUUAUGAUUCCAAUGAGUUUGUAGCACUGAAAAGUUUAAAUAAUUCAGAAAAUGUUACAUCAGAAUUUAUCAAUGAGAUAACAAUGCAUUUUAAGACUAUAAAAUUCUAUUUUAUUUCUGUUUUUAGAGUUUAUGGAAUUACACAAGACCCAGAAACAAAAAAUUACAUGAUGGUUUUGCAAUAUGCGAAGAAUGGAAGUUUAAGAGCUUAUUUGGAUAAAAAUUAUCAUGAAUUAUCUUGGUAUACUAAGCUAGAAUAUUUAUGGUAUAUUACACUCGGUCUUUAUAGUAUUCAUGAAUAAGAACUAAUUCAUCGAGAUUUACAUAUUGGUAAUAUACUUAGUUUUUUAUCUUAAGUUACGGUAACUGAUAUGGGAUUAUGUAAACCUGCAGAUUAUAAUGUAUCGGAAAAUCCAAAAAUCAGUAUAUAUGGUGUUUUACCUUAUAUUGCUCCUGAA